Molecule: messenger RNA, 6613 nt
Organism: Labrus mixtus (cuckoo wrasse)
Lineage: Eukaryota; Metazoa; Chordata; Actinopteri; Labriformes; Labridae
Product: suppressor of cytokine signaling 7-like
Exons: 10
Coding region: 494-3229 (911 amino acids)
Biological process (GO): phosphatidylinositol phosphate biosynthetic process; intracellular signal transduction
Cellular component (GO): phosphatidylinositol 3-kinase complex
Molecular function (GO): 1-phosphatidylinositol-3-kinase regulator activity
Source: RefSeq, a predicted model, not a curated record
GAGAGAGAGAGAGCGAGAGAGGGAGAUAGAGAGACCCCCGGUAGUGACGGAGGCUCUCCGGUACUUGGAGGUGUUUUGCAGAUGGAGGUUUCGGUUUCGGGGUCCACCGAGCCUCUGUUUAUCAAUCAGCACUGAUCGAUUAUUGAUGCCACCGCUGCGCAGCCGCCCCCCCCGCGCCCACCCCCGCGACCCCCGUCCUCCAUCACAUCCAUGUUCUCUCACCGGAGGAUGAGUCGGUAGGUGGCUAACAGCGAGCUAACGUUACCGAGCAGGCUGCACCGGGCGGGUUUUUCUCAUGUCUCUUCAUGUUCUGACGUCGUUCCGAGGAGCCGUUACCGUCCGGACCGGCUGUGGGUCCGUGCUCGGUGGGGAGUCCCGUUAGCGGGGAGGAUGCAGCAGCUAGCCUCCGUUAGCUCCGCAGCUGUUUAUUUAUCUCGCUGUUAUGUAAGUGCGGAGCGCGUUUAGCCGCCGAGCUAACGUUUUGCCUGUCAGCAUGAAUGACGCGCAGCAAGACCUGUCUCCAGACUUCGUCCUGAUGCGGCUUGUGUCCGCGGCCGAGUAUGACAGGCUGGACGAGCCCGACGACCUGAUGUCCGGCGGCGGCGGCGGCUUCGGGCCCGUUAAGUCCGUGCUGGGUCACCACGGCGGCGGCUUUGAUCUGGACCCCAGCGGCCCCUCGCCAGGCCUCGGCUCGGCCUCCCCGCACUACAGCUCGCCGCUUCCCGGGAAAGGCGAGCUGGACGGCGGGCUGAUGCUGACGCAGGCCUCGCCGGGAUCGGAGGCUCCGCUGUCCCCUCCGCCGCCGGAAGACUUUGCCGUAGCGGCCCAGAGGUUUGUGGACUACCCGGUGCAGCACGGCUCGGCGGGGCACGGGUCGAGGGCUCAGCUGAUGGUGUUCCAGAACCUGCUGCGGUCCGGUGACCGGAUUCUGGAGUGCGGACUCGAGCAGCCGCCCCCGGGGUUUCUGCAGGAGGAGGCAGAGAAGCAGAGACAGCAGCUGGACCCAGGAUCCGGUCCUGGUAGCACAACAGCUGGUCCCGGGCCUGGAGGCGGCAGGGACCAGAACUCACACUGCAUCCCCUCUGCAGAGGAAAACCUGCACCCGCAGCCACAGAUCCUCCAGUGGCACCCGGUCCUCAGACUGUCUAAGGGGACUGAUGGAUCUCAGAUGUCACAGGGCGACCCAGGUCUGGACCCUGAGCCUGGGUCAGCCCUUUGCCACCGACACCGUCUGUUGACUGACAGACUGGCUAAAUGGCCCCCGGGCCUGCUAGACCAAGCACUCCGUUUGGGCCUGCUGGACCCCAGGAAGACCUGCCCCUCUGGGGGGGAAGACCCAGUCCUGGCUCUGGCCCGAAGGCUGGGACAGCUGAGUGAGGGGAGGGAGGGAGGUCGAGGAGGAGGUGGGGGAUGCUCGUGUCACAGUGUGCUGGCCUCGGGUACUGGGGGCGAGGACCCGAGUGAGACCAGUGACGCCUUGCUGGUCCUGGAAGGUCUGGGGUCUGAAGAGGUUGGUGGGCUGCAUGAGGGAGGGGACAGGGACUUUGGGGAUACUGAGAAAGUAGAGAGGAUAGGGGUUGGAGGGGGGACGUCUGUGGAGGCGGGGCCUGUGUUCUCCAGUGGGACUCUGAGCGGUCUGAUGCGGCAGGUCCACAGGCUGGCAGAGGAGGCAGGGGUCUGCACCGAUCAGUCCUGCAGAUCCUCACUUGCGGUCCUGGGUGCUGCGGUGUCCCUCCCAACCUGUGUAGACCCCCGGCCCCUCAUCGGUAGCACCAACCCCCCCGGCUCGUACCCGCCUCUCCACACACAGCCCCCCCAGGCUGCAGCAGCCCUCAGCGGUCUCCAGGUGUCCCCCGAAUCGCCCCCGACCUGCAUCCUCGCCCCGAGCCCCCGCCCCCCCCACCAGCACCAGUCCCGCUCCCAGCCCCAAAGCCGCGCCACCACCCCCAAACUCGGAUUGGCCUCGGGCGGAGCGGGCCGCUGCGCCUCCCCCCUGGUGGUCCUUGAGGGGGACGGGGGGAAAGAGGGGGAGAAGACGCCACGGGGGAAGUCCAGGAAAGGAGGAUCCCUAAAGGUCCGGCUCAGUAAGCUGUUCCGGACCAAGAGCUCCAGCGGGGGUUCAGGGGGGCUGCUGGACAAGAGGCCAUCCCUGGCGUCGUCGACUUCGUCAGGGGGGAGUCUGCUGGACGUGUGGGGGUCGACCUGCAGCACCGCCGAGCAGGACAGCAGCAGGCUGCAGGUCAGACCUCACAGUGCCUUCUCUCCGGUGCCCUUCACUCCUGCUUUCACCGGUGAGACGGUGUCUCUGGUUGAUGUGGAUAUUUCUCGAAGGGGUUUGAACCCUCUUCACCCCCCUACGCCUCCCCCCCCACCCAGACGGAGCCUCAGUCUGCUCGAUGAUUUCGGGGGUCCUCCUCAGCUGCAGGGUCAGUUCGGUGAGCGCAGUGUGGGGGCUUCCAUGCAGUCUCUGCCACCCAGACCGAUGGCCCUGCCCCCCUCUCUUAGCACCAUUCAACACAGCCUGAGCCUCAACGACGCCUUCCUGAGAGGUUUACCCAGACCCAUCCCUCUGCGUCCCAACGGCCAGCAACUCCCGCCCCGACUGGCCCCUCGCUGCCCGCUCAGUCGACCCGAUGCCGGCAGCUUUGCCACUAGCCUCAGAGAACUGGAGAAGUGCGGAUGGUACUGGGGCCCGAUGAACUGGGAGGAUGCAGAGAUGAAGCUGAAGGGGAAACCCGACGGGUCGUUUCUGGUUCGGGACAGUUCAGACCCGCGAUACAUCCUGAGUCUGAGCUUCAGGUCGCAGGGAGUCACACACCACACACGCAUGGAGCACUACAGAGGGACGUUCAGUCUGUGGUGUCAUCCGAAGUUUGAGGAUCGAUGUCACUCUGUGGUUGAGUUCAUAGAAAGAGCCAUCAUGCACUCAAAGAACGGAAAGUUUCUCUACUUCCUGCGCUCCAGAGUCCCCGGUCUGCCCCCGACCCCGGUCCAGCUCCUGUACCCGGUCUCCAGGUUCAGCAGCGUGAAGUCUCUGCAGCAUCUUUGUCGCUUCUGUAUCAGACAGCUGGUCCGCAUCGACCACAUCCAGGAGCUGCCGCUGCCCACGCCUCUGAUCUCGUACCUGAGGAAGUUUUAUUACUACGACCCCGAGGAGGAGAUCAGCCCCCCUCUGAAGGAGAGGGGGGCGGAGCCAAGCAGCCAGCCGGGGGUCCCGUCUCAAACGUAGCACUGGAGGCUCAGAGGACCACUCUUUUUCCUUUCUCUGAUUUUUCUGCGUUUUUUUUGGACACUCGAUCACUGAAGGACGUUCAACUAUUCAAACCGGACUCAGAGUGCAGCCAAUCAGCUCUCUUUGCUCGGUCCUGUAUCCAGGCGGGUUUCAGAUGAUCCGCCCUCCUCUGAGCGCACAGAUGAGUUCACGGCGAGUCGACAGGGGAGGGACCGGGGAUGUGGAGACGCCGCCUCUCUCAAAUGAUGUCAUCACUGAGCAGCUGGACUAAAGGACACAUGACAUCACUGUUAGCUAAAGACGCUAAAUCGCUAAAAACAACAAAAACAAAACAAAGAACCUCGGAGAGAGGAGACACUUUUUAGUCGCCUCUGGGAUCCUUUACUGUCCGACACACACCUGGAGAUUUCAAACCUGCUGCGACCUACACUGUAAAAAGUUCACCGUGACGCCGGGGGUCUUUCUCAGAGCAGCGGUUGGUUCAAUUCCACAGAUCGAGUUGAUUCAAAACUCCAGAAACCAGGAGGAUAAAUGUCGCUUAGUCCUUCACCUGUCAUGUGAUACAACAGGUCAAAUAGCUACGAGUUUGAAUGCUGCUAUCAGCAGUUCUAACCUGUACAAAUGCACUGUAUCUAAAACCAGCUCCUGGAGCAUUGUGGGUAAAAUGAGCAGAUCAGAUUUUGCUGUCAAUCAGAAUACGUUAAAGGGAAAAAAAAAACUUGAGUUUAUCUUUAAAAAUGGAUUCUAGAACAAAACCACCAACACGGCAAUAAAUAAAAAAAAGUUUAUUAAAAUAAAAUAAAUGUUUAUAGAAAAAUCAAAAAUACAAUUCAAGACCCUUUACUCUGUAAAUCCAACACAAUACUUUUAUUAAGCUUCUUCUACCAGGGAUGCUGCUUAAGUUACGCUCUGAUGGUGAUUGGCCAAAAAGAGUGGUCUCUUAUAUCUCAUGGUGACACCCCCGACCCCCCCCCCCCCCCCAACAUCCCCAACAUCCCCAACAAAAUUCAGCUUAUGAACUAAAGUUUGGAAAUCAAAAACAAAAUAUUUGACUUUGAAAAUAAUUUCUUUUUAACUGCAUCGUGAUUGGUGCUCAUCGAUCUGUUUUUUUUUUUUAAAUCUCAUUGAGUGAAGUUUAACUCUGGAACGUAUUCUGGUUGAUUUAUAUUAAAGACACAAAGGUCAAAAGGUCGAAUUUUUGGCCCCCCCCCAGCACACGACGCUGCAGACUGAGAAAGCCCCCCGUCAGUGCACACAUCAGAUCCAAAUGUUGGAAACUCAGUUUGAGUCACUUUGAGUUCUUUUUAAUUUAAUUUAGAAUGUUAUUUAUUACCAUGCUGCUAAACGCAGCAUUAAAGGUACUUCCAUGUUGAGCUGAGUUUGUCAUGUUGGAAUAGAAGUUUUUCUAACUACAGAAACUCUGACGUGUUGAAGUCAAACACAGCAGAGUCUUUCAGGGACGGCUCGAGGUGUGUUUACAUGUUGUUUCUUUGUCAUAACUUUUGGGGUUGAAGGUCAGAGUCUGCUUGAAACCUGAUCCACAGAGUUCGUCCGACCUAAGUCGUGCGUUUUGUUCAGACCAAAAGCGAAGCCUGAGUUUUGGCACUUUUACGAUUGCGUACAAGCUCAAUGAAAAGGAUGCUGAAAGACCUUUAAUUGGCGGCGUGCACGAGACUCUCCUGACGUCCUGUCGUUCGAUCAGAAGUUGUCAAACUAAACUCCAUAAAAAAAAAACAAGCAUUUUAAAAGUUGCUUGCUUUGUGUUUCUUGCAGACAGAGUUGGCAAAGCAUGAAUUCAGACAUUUCACAAAUCUGCAUCACAACCUAGUUACUUCAGCAUCCUUUCCUCCUCCUGUUUGUGAUCUUUUAAUCACAGUCAAAUCUGUGAACUUUAGGGGGUUUUUAGUGCUUAAAGGAAGAAUGUGCAGAAAUCCAGUUUGUCCUCUGAAAAUGUCUCUCUGAGUUGUGGCUGUCAACAAAGAGAGAAGCGCGAGUCCCGCUGUCUGCCAUGUUUCCGGAGCUGUGUUUACAUCAUGUUUACAUUGACGGGAUGGCCGGUGUAUAAAAGCUGUUUAAGUCAAGGACUAGAGAAGAGAAGAAGAACAUACUCACUGAUUAUUUAAAUGUCAUGUAAGCCUUUUUAGAUCACGCUCAUUCCGUGUAAUUUUACAUACAAUGUGAAGCUACGAGCUAACUAAAAAGAGUGCUACCAGAAGCCUGCUAACACAACAAUGCAGCUCGAGACACGGACUAUUUUGUCCUGAACCCGGGUCCUAUCCGAAAGGCCGUUUGCGCUUAGCGCUUAAUGCUUAAUUAUGGUGCGUUCUAAUUCAUAACUCUUUUGUGCAAACUCGAGUAGACAGGGGUUGGAGGUGUGUCGCCAAACAGCAGUUUGUUUUGGUUUCAGGCUGGUGCUCAAGGGCGACACCUACUGGAUCAGAAAGUCGCACAUUCUUCCUCUUAAGUUAGACACUGAGCAGGAACGUGAAUCUAGAAAAGUUCCUUGAGAUUGAGGGAAAAUGAAAUGUUGUUAUGAACCCCAACAAGAUGGUUUUUAGAUUUUUGAUGUGUCUACAAAGGUGAAUAUUUGUUGCUCAUGUUCAUUAAAUGUUAAUUAGCUCACACUAGAUACACAAGGCAAAAGAUGUGCUUCACUUUUGGUCUAAACUUUACAGCUGCUGGUUCAGUACAGGUUCGGGUCUCCUGCAGAGCUCUUCAUUCUACUGUGACAUUUUAGCCUAGAAUCUAAAACAGGCGUUCAUGUGGGUUUUUUUUUUUUUGUCCUGCUUUAUCAGUAAUGAAGUUAAACGGGCCAAACAGCCACAGAUCAGUGAGCGUGUCUGAUGAAUGUUUAAUUGUGUUUUCUGUUUUGUUUUCUGAACUUUUGUGAUGUAUUUGUACUGAAAAAUCACUGCACUGUCUAAGAAAGACCAAAAAAAACAGGAGAGAGGAAAAAAAAAAAAUCAAUGUUGGAGACAACCACAGGAUCCCAGAGGCGACCGGCCGCACCGACUGCUGUGGCGACAUUACCAAAAAACGAAAAAACAGUAGAAGAAGAAGGCUUACGGUCGAAGACUACUGAACUGCAUUUCACUGGAACAGGCUGGUGUUUGGAUGAACUGGAGUUUGAUUGAUUCAGACACUUGAGGGAGUUUUGUCCCAGCAGACACUGGGAACACUGGAGCUGGGACGUGAGCGCCCUGUGGGGGACACUUCCAUGAUGUCAAAACAGAGAUGGGGGAGGGGCAGGGCACAAACGCGUCUGAAUGCUGCGCACCGAAGGACUGAUGAAGAGGGAAUGUGUGCGCAGGGAAACAAUAAAGUAGUAAUCUGUCAUUUUUGUGCAGUCAACUGUUAAUAAAACAGUGUGGGCGGGGCUUA